ACGAUGAGUAAGCGCUAGUAAGCGCCCGUCGUCAUCGGACAGCUUGCCGCCCACCUUUCAAAUCAUUCAAUAUCAGCGUUACAGUAUGCACAGCGCGUUUAGAUAUUGAAUGGUAUACCAAAGUGCGAGUCAUAUCUCAUACAUGCGGGUGGUCUUAAGAGGCCUGCGAGGUGGCUAGUAGAUCCAACGACACUCGGCACUCACCUCGACACGCCGAAAGCCCCAGCGAAGCCUGCAGUACUUCAUUCGCAACCACCAUGGCACCUAUUAUAUUCUACGACUUAACGUCCAAGGUGGGACCUUGGUCGCCGUCGACGUGGAGAAUUCGCUACGCCCUCAACUUCAAAGGCCUCCCCUUCCGCACCGAAUGGGUCGAGUACCCCGACAUCGAGGCCAAAUGCAAGGAAAUAGGUGCCGAGCCCACCGGCACGCGCGACGGCAAGCCCCUCUACACCGUCCCCGUCAUCCAGGACCCAUCCACAGGCCGCGUCGUCAGCAACGGCCCGAAGAUCGCAAAGUACCUCGACGAGACGUAUCCGGAGACGCCGAAGCUCUUCCCCUCGGGAACAGAGGCCAAACAGACCGACGUCCUCACCCAGCUCAUCCAGGCCGCGGGGCCCUCGAUGCGGCCCCUCGUCGUGCCCAGUACGUUCGAUAUCCUGGACGACGUCGCCAAGCCAUACUUCCGCGAGACGCGGGAGAGGAUGUUCGGCUGCAAGCUGGAGGAAAUUGCAGCGAAGGGGGAGGCGAGAGAGGCGAGUCUGGAGAAGCUGCGCGGGGCGUUCGAGGUGUUUGUGGGGAGGCUGGAUGAGAGCGGGAAGGACACGCCCUACCUGCUUGGGGAGAAGGCGUGCUAUGCUGAUUUUGUCGUGGGGGCGAACUUGCAAUGGCUGAAAGCCUUGUUGGGCGAGGAGAGCGAUUUGUGGCAGAUGACCGCAAGGGUGGCGGAUGGGAGGCUGAUGAAGUAUCUCGAGGAUUUAGCCCCGUACGAGGGAGAAUGGCGGGCUUGAAGAGGAAAAUACAGCGAUGGCACUAUAGAAGUUUGGGGUGGAGAUAUUCUGGGGUCUCGAGUCCUCGCGCUCGCUCGCGACUGUCCUUCUCGAGCGAGAGGUGAUAGUCUAGCUUCGUUGGGGAUGGGGCACGUACUUCUCGUGUAGUCUACGAGCCUUCGAUGGUGGAUGGCACGAUCCAUGGGGGCCACGUCUACUCCAAAGACCUCGGACCAUUUAUUGGACUGUGUACCGCGCCAUAAUGGUGCACGUGAUGGUUU
Molecule: messenger RNA, 1270 nt
Organism: Schizophyllum commune H4-8
Lineage: Eukaryota; Fungi; Basidiomycota; Agaricomycetes; Agaricales; Schizophyllaceae
Exons: 2
Coding region: 258-1010 (250 amino acids)
Source: RefSeq, a predicted model, not a curated record